UCCCUGAUAGGUAUGGUAAGGAAGGACUGGGCAUCCCAAAAUAGCAUUGCCCUAUCAUGGCAAGCACCUGCUUUUUCCAAUGGAGCCAUACUGGACUACGAGAUCAAGUACUAUGAGAAAGACUACCCACGGAUAGCGCCGGCAUUUUGGCACUACCUGCGGGUAGAAGAGCACGAGCAGCUCACGUAUUCCUCCACGAGGUCCAAAGCCCCCAGUGUCAUCAUCACAGGUCUCAAGCCAGCAACCAAGUACAUAUUUCAUAUCCGAGUAAGGACUACAACAGGAUACAGUGGCUACAGUCAGAAGUUUGAAUUUGAAACAGGAGAUGAAACUUCUGACAUGGCUGCAGAACAGGGGCAGAUUCUCGUGAUAGCCACCGCAGCUGUCGGGGGAUUCACUCUGCUCGUCAUUCUUACCUUGUUCUUCCUAAUCACCGGGAGGUGCCAAUGGUACAUAAAGGCCAAAAUGAAGUCAGAAGAAAAGAGAAGAAACCACUUACAGAAUGGGCAUUUACGCUUUCCAGGAAUUAAAACUUACAUAGAUCCAGAUACAUAUGAAGACCCAUCCGUAGCAGUCCAUGAAUUUGCAAAGGAGAUUGACCCUUCAAGAAUUCGCAUCGAGAGAGUCAUCGGGGCAGGAGAAUUUGGAGAAGUCUGUAGUGGGCGUUUGAAGACACCAGGGAAAAGAGAGAUCCCAGUUGCAAUCAAAACUUUGAAAGGUGGCCACAUGGAUCGGCAAAGAAGAGAUUUUCUAAGAGAAGCUAGUAUCAUGGGUCAGUUUGACCACCCAAAUAUCAUUCGCCUAGAAGGUGUUGUCACAAAAAACACUGGCCAACAUGCUGCCCAAGGGGAGCAGAAGAUUACUGACAGCCAUGAGAGUUUCGAGGACUCAGAAGAAUGCUUUUGA
Hipposideros armiger (great roundleaf bat) is the source of this 906-nucleotide messenger RNA. RefSeq names its product EPH receptor A6 (gene EPHA6). The record is from RefSeq and is a predicted model, not a curated record. Gene Ontology annotation, biological process: axon guidance; protein phosphorylation; ephrin receptor signaling pathway. The transcript is spliced from 8 exons. Gene Ontology annotation, cellular component: plasma membrane; dendrite. NCBI's taxonomy places the organism in Eukaryota, Metazoa, Chordata, Mammalia, Chiroptera, Hipposideridae. The coding region runs from base 13 to 906 and encodes 297 amino acids. Gene Ontology annotation, molecular function: ATP binding; transmembrane-ephrin receptor activity; protein binding.